UACAAUUUUUUGAUCGUUUAUAGUAGGUAAUGCUGAUAUUCUUUCUAAAUUGUAUUCUAUUAUUUGGUCUUGUUUGUAAUAAUUAAUUCCAGUGGUUUGUGGGUUACUUCGAAGAAGAAAAUACUUAUUCUGUCAUUCCUAAUAAUUGGAUAAGUCGUCAAGACAAAAUAGUGUAUUGUAAAUGGCCCAGGAAGCAGAAAGUUACACCAGUCAUGCUAAGUAAUGCCAUAGAGCCUUCAAAUAACUGGUCUUUGUAUCCAGUAAAUUUAGUGGACGACUUAUGUUUUGAUAAUUAUGAUGAAGCUGCAAAAAAAGAAAGAGAGGUUUUUUUGUCAGCUUCUGAAUCCGACAGAAGUUAUAAAAAAGCCAAGCCUAACAAUUUUUCCUCAAGAAAAAACCUUUUUGGAAGUAAUGACAAUGAUAGCGACAGCAGUGACAAUGAUCAACCACUUAUGGUAAUAAAAAAAAAAAAUGAUGAAGCAAAAAGUUUAAUAUCAAAUGCAAUAACUGGUAUUCAAGAAGAGUCUUGUAAUUAUAGUUUUGAACCAAAUUCAUUGGGAUCCAUGUCUUCUAUCUCAAAUUAUGAUAAACAUCCUAAAACUAUAUUGCAAAAAUCAUGUGAAGCAAGAAAUGUAGCAUGUAGCAAUGAAGAAAAUAUGUACAAUAUUGAUCAAAGUUCUGUAAACAUUUCACAGGAACCUACUGUACAAAUGGCUAGCAGCACCUAUAUGUUAUCUGCAAUGAACACAUUAUUAAACAUGAACGAUCAAAAUGUAAAUGUUUAUGAGUCUGCAUCUCCUUUGUGUUCAUGAAAACACAACACAUAAUUCACAGUUUUCAACACCU
Acyrthosiphon pisum (pea aphid) is the source of this 846-nucleotide messenger RNA. RefSeq lists its product as uncharacterized. The record is from RefSeq and is a predicted model, not a curated record. NCBI's taxonomy places the organism in Eukaryota, Metazoa, Arthropoda, Insecta, Hemiptera, Aphididae. The coding region runs from base 213 to 812 and encodes 199 amino acids. The transcript is spliced from 5 exons.